Messenger RNA from Solanum dulcamara, 898 nucleotides. RefSeq lists its product as uncharacterized. The transcript has 2 exons. The record is from RefSeq and is a predicted model, not a curated record. Bases 172 to 594 code for a protein of 140 amino acids. NCBI's taxonomy places the organism in Eukaryota, Viridiplantae, Streptophyta, Magnoliopsida, Solanales, Solanaceae.
CUACUACUUGUACUACACUUCCGUGUCCAUUUACCAUCCACUUGGCUCUUUCCCUUUCUUUACUCCAAUUUUUCUCUUUUCCUUUCCAUCUUCCUAGAAAAAACCCCACUUCUCCAGUUCCCUAAAUAGCCCAAAACCAAGCACAAAAAAAAAGGAAAAAAAAAGCAAGCAAUGGAUAAAAUGAUUAGUGUACAUUCAAAAAAGGCAAAGAAACAUCCCAAAAACACCAAGAAAAAACCAGUUAAAGUUGUUUAUAUUUCAAAUCCAAUGAAGGUCAACACAAGUGCUGAAGAAUUCAGAUCUUUAGUCCAACAACUCACUGGCCAACACGCGAACUACCCGAUAACAGAAACUGUCGGUAGUACUGAAAGAGAGAAAAAAGAAUUUUAUUAUUCAGAGUCGCCACCAUCUGGCGAUGAUCAACAAGUUGUUGAAGGAGAUAGUACUACUCAUCAACUAGUAGUGAAUAAUACUCAUCAUGAAGCAACGAUGACCGAUAAUUCAGAUCUAUCGUUUGAAGAUUAUGUCGGAGAAGAUUAUGUUCCAGAGUUGUUGGAGAAUUUGCCUACAUAUAUGUGUUGUUGUUUAACAUAAUGAAUGGAGUAGUAUCUCAUUGUUUCUUUUUCAUUCUCAUCCUGUUCUUGCCAAAAUUAGGGGAGCUUUGAUGUAAUUGCUGAAGUUAUUGUCAUAUGAUUAAGAAGUAACGGAUUCGAGCCGUGAAAACAAUAUCUUGAAUAAAUGUAGGGUAAGACUACGUGUAAUAGACCCUUAUAUAUUGUUCGACUUUUUUCCGAAUCCUGCACAUAGAGGAAGCUUAAUGCAUUGGGCUAAAGUUGUUGUAAUUGCUAAAGUUGUUGUCAUAUGAUUAAAAAGUAACGAGUUCGAGCUGUGAAAAUAA